Thamnophis sirtalis is the source of this 963-nucleotide messenger RNA. NCBI's taxonomy places the organism in Eukaryota, Metazoa, Chordata, Lepidosauria, Squamata, Natricidae. The record is from RefSeq and is a predicted model, not a curated record.
AAUUAUGUCUUGAAUGCAAACUUCCUCGACUUUUGCAGCCAGCAGGAAAAAAAAAAGCCCCUGCUAAUGAGCCCCGUCACUGCAAAACUUCAAAGCGCGUCUUUCUCCUGCAGCAAAUAACGUCGAAAAAAGGGAGCAGAGUCAGCCUGGAGCGCCCGGAAGGCUUUCGCGGCAACAUCAAGCAGCCUCCGGAGCAUCGACGGGCCCCGACAAAGGAGUUGACCAAUAGAGAGCGAGCUCGAUCGCCAGGGACUGUUCCAAUUGGCGCAAAGGGCCGCCGCUCAAGCAAGUUCAGUGCACUUUGGAAUCAAAGUUGGGGACUUUAGCCGAGUCCCUCGGCGAAGGCGCAACGUGGCGGAAAUGGCUGGCAAGAGUCAGGAGCAAACCAUUCAAGAAGAAUUGACCUGUUCUAUAUGCUAUGAGCUCUUCAGGAACCCUGUCAUGCUGGAAUGCAUGCACCAUUUUUGUAAAGAGUGUAUCGAGAAAUAUUGGAAUGGAUGCCCCAGAAUUGCCACUUGCCCCCAGUGUCGGCAAAAGUGUCCUUCCCGAUCCUUUCAUCCUAAUUUCAUUGUAUCUAAUAUAGCGGAGAAAGUUCGAAGAUCUGCCUCCGAGGAGCACAGAAGAAAAACCAAGAUGGAGCUCCAAAAGGUCCUUCAGGUCUACCAGAGGAAACGCGAGAAACUGCUGGAGAUGAAGCGAAGGAAUGAGGAAAAUAAGGAGUGCUUGGUGAAAACAUCUCGGAAACUGAAGUCAGAGAUCCAAGCAGCAUUUCAACAUCUUCAUCAGAUCCUACGAGAGGAGGAAGGAAGGAUUCUGAUGGAAAUGGCUACAGAAGAAGAGCAGUAUAUGUUCAGACUGGAAAAUGCUUCUCUACAAUUAAUAGAAGAGAUUUCUGAGUUGAAGAAGAGCAUGGACCAAAUGCAGCGCAGACUUGACAACUCUGAGAUCUCAUCAGGGCUGCAG